Molecule: messenger RNA, 1488 nt
Organism: Vittaforma corneae ATCC 50505
Lineage: Eukaryota; Fungi; Microsporidia; Nosematidae
Exons: 1
Coding region: 1-1488 (495 amino acids)
Biological process (GO): cellular response to misfolded protein
Cellular component (GO): endoplasmic reticulum membrane
Molecular function (GO): Hsp70 protein binding
Source: RefSeq, a predicted model, not a curated record
AUGAUUUGCAUUCUAAAGCUCAUAGCAGUCCUUCAUCCAAAGAAUGUAGUGUGCAGAGAUACAUCUAAUAUUCAAAGUGAGGAGAUCUCAAAUGGGCCCUUUGAAAUCUCCAAGCAAGCUCUGUUCAAGUAUGAAACUGGGGAUAUCUCCGGAGCACAGAAAAUAUUCUCAGAAAACUGGAGCAAGUUUUCUUCAAUAGAGCUGUUUCAAACGAGCUAUCUUUCCUUUCUUCUUAAAACCGGACAGUACCAGAAGAUGUUUGAACUAAAAAAUAUUCAAGGUGAAAAAAACAUUGAAAUGCUGCAACAAGCUAAAGAGUGCUUGAGAAAGCUACUGUCAAACGAUCCUAAGCAGAUACUGUCUCUCAUAGAGAUAUCUCCCGACUCCCUGGAAGCUAACAGUGCUGUUAUCAAGCAACUCAUUAAGUCCGGCGAUGUUCGCAAAGCUCAGCAGUAUCUGGUGCAGCUUGAAAAAGUAUAUCCGCGGAACAAUGAAGUCCUGAAUCUGCGUAUAAUGGUUGACAUAUCACUAGAGAAUAUAGGCAGCGCUAUGGAUGCUUUGAAAAGAGCUGAUUUCAAUCUACAUACAACCUUCAAAACACUAUAUACAACCGUUCAAUCGAUUCUCAGCAUAUCCGACAUUGACAUGAAGCUGAAUAGACUCCUGGGAAUGUAUCGAGAGCUGUAUGGCCUGCAGUUCAGCUCCCCAGACACGUUUGGAUUGUUUUCGUAUCUCUAUAGAUUUACCCUGAGAAAAAUUGUAGAGAUAGGAUGUGACAGUCUUAAACCUGUGGAGUCAUUUGCUAGAUUGCUCCUAAAACUAGAAAAGAACGAAUUUUCAAUAUUUUACUAUAUUAAAUCACUAAUUAUAGAUAGAAAAUUGAAGACGGCGCUUGAUGAGCUAGCCAACUAUGACAAGGAGCUGGGCCACAAUGCAAAAAAUAGUCUCAAGCAAUUUGUACAGCAAAUGCAGAGUAAGAUUGACGAGGAAGAAAAGGCCAGGGAAGAGGAGAGAAGGAGGCAGAAAGAGUGGGAGCAAAGAGAACGACAGCGCUCAUAUGAGAGACAGGCAACAAGCAAGGCUGGACAGGACUUUCUGGGAUACUACAAGGCAUUGGGCGUAGACAAGGCUGUUACGGCAGAUAAUCUGAAAAAAGUUCAUCGUAAGAAAAUACGAGAGGCUACUAAAAAAGCAGCUAAAAACACUAGCAUUACACAAGAGCAGAAGGAUGGCGAAGCCAAGCUUAUCAAUAAGGCGUUCCAGAUACUAUCAGAUCCCGAGAAGAAGAAGAUGUACGAUCUCGGCAUAGAUCCCGAGAAGGGCCCACAAUAUGGAGAUCGCCAACACCAAGGAUAUGGCUAUGGAUCAGGUGGACCGUUCUUUGAUGAAGAUCAAAUCAACGAAAUCUUCCAAUCGUUCUUUGGCGGCGGUGGAGGCAGACGAGGCGGCGGUAGAUAUCAGAGGAGAACCCAGUAUAUUUUUUUGUAG